Messenger RNA from Apis dorsata (giant honeybee), 1911 nucleotides. RefSeq lists its product as uncharacterized. NCBI's taxonomy places the organism in Eukaryota, Metazoa, Arthropoda, Insecta, Hymenoptera, Apidae. The record is from RefSeq and is a predicted model, not a curated record. Bases 550 to 1806 code for a protein of 418 amino acids. The transcript has 8 exons.
AAAAGCUACAAGUGAACAACGGUGAAAAAUAAAAACACAAAUUGUAUGGGAAUCAAAUGUAUAGAAAAAAAGUGUUGCAAAAGAAACUAACUUUAAUAUAAUAAUAAUUGAAUUCUAAAAAUGAACUCUAAAUAGAUUCAGUGAUUUGAAUGGUGACAGUUGAAAUGUAAUAAGUGAAAGAACUAAUAAUAUUUAAUAAAAGAAUAAUAUGCAUAUGCAACAUUAUGAAAAUGUUUAGCAAAAGAAGUUCCUAAAAAGAAAAAGUUAUAAACGAAAAUAUCUUGGAGAUGAUCAUCUCUUCAAUGAUGAAGAAAAAAGACAAUCGUGAAAUUUAGUGGGUAGGUGAUAUCGAGUAUAAUAGUGAUGAUGAACUCGCGACUGUGGGUAAGACGGAGAUGACUACUAAAUCCGUGCCUCGUCCUGAAAACGAAGACGAGGAGGACGAGGAAGAAGAGGAAGAAGAGGAGGAGGAAGAAGAGGAAAUCGACAAAGAUAUUUGUUCGAGUUUACGAUAUCACUGCCACUGAUAUCCUUUCUCUCGUCGCAUCGAUGCCGGUUCCUGUGUCCAUUAAUAGAGAUAUGGGGAGUGUCGUAGGCAGUAACGUAAACAUAAGCAACGUAACGACAAAGAGAAUGGACUCAACGACGUUCCGGCCAGAAGCGACGUCAACCCUCAGUGAGCGGGAGCAACUUAAAAUUGAAUUUUACAAAACUUAUGAUGUUAUGACUGGAGUCAGAAUCGCAGCAACUCUCGGUGGUUUUUUCGGUCUUAUGAUCCUUCUGCUUGUUUAUAAAAGCAGAUGUAAAUCGAGCAAACAAUUGGAGGAUCCAAGAUUGACUGCAGCUGCAGCCGCAGCUGUAGCUGAAGCAGAAGCUGAAGAAAGAGCACUUGCAGCUGCUCUCGAAGCCAUCGCUAGAUUACCACCUAGACCAGAUCGGGGUCCUAGAAGAUCUCUCUGUGUCGAGGUAACUCAAUCUCAUUUGCCAAGAAUCGGUCCGCGUUUUGCAUCGAUUGGAGGUGGCUAUGAAGCUUUAUUAACACCACCAACAAAACAAUCGAAUUUGAUACUUCCUGAAGAACAAAGAAGAUGCAGUUCGGUAACAUGUAGCAGCACUGGGAGUAGUUAUCUCGAAAGAAGAGGAUCUGUGAUGCCAGUACCAUGUUUGCCGCUUCAUUCUACGUUUUCAACUAAAUACACUAUCCAUGAUGAACCCUGGGAUCUUUAUUAUCCCAUUGAUAUUCAAGUAAUUCAACCAACCCCAGAACUUUCUCCAUGCACAAGCGAAGCAGGUCUUUAUGCAAAAGAUGUGAUGAUCAUAGAAACUAACAGUAAAAGAGCACCAUUGGCUUCUAUGGGCAGUGUUGAUCCUCCAGAAGCAGAUUCGAGUUUCAAUCAUUCAAGGUCUCUUGGUUCCGACUCGGUCUUCCUAAGAAACGACGAACAAGAAAAAUGUCUCGACACGGAGGAUGAAGUGUCUGGAUUUUCGACCGAUUCUGAAACAGCCGGGCCAAGUUGUCGACGAUUUCUUCGAGUACCCUCGAAAAAGAAGAAAACAAUUGAAAAAUGGGAUGGAUGUGCUGGAUGUGUUCCUAGACGGCGACCUGGAGGCAAACUUUGUCAAGCUUGUCAUAGUAUUAGUGCAGCUGUUGAAACCUCUAGGUCUCAGGCAGUCUCUACGAGCACCAGCAGUCAGAGUAGCCUCAGUUCUCCUCCGUGUUCACCAGCUAUCGAGCUCAGAUAUAGACCACCACCAACACCAUUACCAUCAAGUCCACCUAUUUGGUCUCAAGAAACUCUCUUUUAAUUCUCUAAAAAUUUGCCGUUUUCAUAAAUGAUCAUAGUAAUCGCACAAAAAUAUCCCUUCUAUAAGGAAAACGAACAAUUAUUGAAAAAAAUGAAGAAUAACUGU